AUGCUCGAGUCGGAGCUGGAUCAGGCACUUGUUUUCGCAGAAGCACUGGCUCGUGAGUGCGGCGAGCUCAUUCGCCAGGCUUUCUUCAAAGACUGGCCGUUCCGAACUGCUCCAGUGGGCGGGUACCACACGGCAUACGACGUUAAGAAACGUACGGAUCCGGUAACAGAAACUGACCGAGCUGUCGAGGAGCUCUGCCGAAGGCGCAUCCUGGAGCGGUACGGUACGGGCCACAGAGUGCUCGGGGAAGAGGGUUUCGACGGGCGCCCUGAAAGCCUCCAGGUCAAAGACUUGGACCCGCCGACCUGGGCAAUCGACCCGAUCGACGGCACGGCCAACUUCGUACACCAUAUUCCGCUAUGUGCUGUCUCUAUUGCGUUGAUCACCGAAGGUCAAGCUCGACUGGGCGUUGUGUACAACCCCAUCAUGGAGGAGAUGUUCGUUGCCCGCCGCAGUCGAGGGGCGUUUCUGAACGGCAAGCCGAUCUUCUGUAGCGGUGUGAGCGAACUCCCCGAUGCAUGUAUUGCUACCGAAUACGGUAGUGAUCGCUCCGCCUCCAAAGUCGCCAUGAUGCUGGAAAUGGUGCGAUCUAUCCUCGAGAACGGCACCCAAGCGGUUCGAAGCACCGGCAGUGCCGCCCUGAAUAUGGCCUUCGUCGCUUGUGGACGUUUCGAUGUGGUCACGGAAUGGGGUCCGUAUACCUGGGAUCUCGCCGCUGGUCAAGUGCUUGUCGAGGAAGCUGGUGGUGUUUGUCUCUUGCCAAACGGAGCGCAGUUCAUUCUCGACGGUAGAGGUAUUCUUGCGGCGAAUCGGUACCUCGCUGAGAAACUUCGUUUCCAGGCAUAUGCCUUCGCUUGA
Cyanidioschyzon merolae strain 10D is the source of this 858-nucleotide messenger RNA. Its product is annotated as similar to myo-inositol monophosphatase. The transcript has a single exon. Bases 1 to 858 code for a protein of 285 amino acids. The record is from RefSeq and is a predicted model, not a curated record. Gene Ontology annotation, molecular function: inositol monophosphate 1-phosphatase activity. Lineage: Eukaryota; Rhodophyta; Bangiophyceae; Cyanidiales; Cyanidiaceae. Gene Ontology annotation, biological process: signal transduction; phosphatidylinositol phosphate biosynthetic process; inositol metabolic process.